This is a messenger RNA of Oryzias melastigma (Indian medaka), 525 nucleotides long. RefSeq names its product mediator complex subunit 9 (gene med9). Gene Ontology annotation, molecular function: transcription coregulator activity. Bases 72 to 371 code for a protein of 99 amino acids. The transcript is spliced from 2 exons. NCBI's taxonomy places the organism in Eukaryota, Metazoa, Chordata, Actinopteri, Beloniformes, Adrianichthyidae. The record is from RefSeq and is a predicted model, not a curated record. Gene Ontology annotation, biological process: regulation of transcription by RNA polymerase II. Gene Ontology annotation, cellular component: mediator complex.
UUGUGAUUGGAUUUGAGAGCUCGAGAUGCUUGUGACGUCAUCAGCCUGCGCCAGCUGCAGAAAGAGAAGCAAUGGCGGUAGCUCAAGCAAAGCUCGAGAAGGAGACCGAAGACUGCUCUUUACUGCCUUUAGUUCACGAUAUUAUCAAAUGCAUGGAUAAGGACAGUCCGGAUGUCAACCAGGAGCUGACAAAACUCAAAACAAAGAUCCAAGAAGCCCGGGAACAGAUCUCCAACAUGUCUGGGAUAGACUGCAGUCCCGUGGAGCAGCAGCAGCAGCUGGCCACGCUGCGGGAGCAGGUCCGCACCAAGAACCAGCUGCUGCAGAAAUACAAGGGACUCUGCAUGUUUGAUGUACCCAAGGCGUCGUGAGGCUGAUCAAACCGGGGACUCGAGCAAAGACUUUUAUUUUGAAAAACCCUUUUUGUUUUAGACAGUGAAAUUGGACAUUUUUGGUUUUUAUUUCUUGUUUACCCCAGAGUUAAUUAUCUGUUUACCUUUUUUCUCAAGGACCUUUUAGUCCAAG